AUGGCUUCAGAAUCCGACGCAUCCUCGAGAAGAAGAGCAGUACGAAAAAUCAAUUACAAUGAAAAGGAUGCAGAUGCGGAUCUCGUAAAAAGGAUCCAGCUAAUGGAGAAAACACGAGAAUCUGUAACAUCUUUGAAUAAAACGAAAGUCUCAAAAAACAAGUAUCAGAGCUACCUGAGCAGCAAAAGUGUGACUUGGAAUUUUAUUCCAUCGCUUCCCCCUUCAUUCAGGAAGCAUAGUAGAUUUUCAAACAUUUUAGACCUGGAGGACGCACUUAUAGAUGUCACUACUGACACUUUGAGCCAGGAUGGUUCUGCGUUACUAAAACGAAACGACCACAUAUACAUGGUUUCAGAACCUCCGGGUGAGCCCUAUUAUAUCGGAAGAAUUGUCAAGUUCGUUGCUAAACCUGAGUUCCGCAGCUAUAUCGAAGAGUCCCUUGAGUAUGUGAACACAUUUCCGGCUAAAUAUUUCCAAGUUAAGAUGAACUGGUACUACAGGCCACGGGAUGUUCAAGACAAGAUCCAAAACCUCAAUCCAAGACUUCUUUACGCCUCGCUUCAUAUGGACGUGUGCCCCAUCCACUCCUAUCGCGGAAAAUGUAAUGUUGUUCAUCGGUCAGCGUUAAAUAUUUCUGAAGAAUCGCAAAAUGAACAAGUCUGGAAGCCAAACACUUUCUAUUUCGAACAACUAUUUGAUCGAUAUACGCUAAAAUUUUAUGACAUAUGGAGUUCGCGUAAACAACUCUUGAGUCUCGAUCCCAAUUCAGUCUAUCUUAUCUCUUUGGCCAACAUGUACCCAUUCGUUUUUACAGAAGAAAGCUUUCCUAUCCAGAAAAUUAUCGAUAAGUAUGUCUUGGGCAAAGAAACCCCGGACAGAGAAACAUGGGACUACAAAUGUGGCGAAUGUGGAGGGUGGUGCGAAAAAACCCAGCGAAUAAAGUGCGACGAGUGUCAGGUUUAUGUCCAUCUGUUUUGUCUAGAUCCGCCGUUGGAGCGCAAACCAAUCAAGGGAGUUAUAUGGAUCUGUUCAAGAUGCCUACAUCACGAUAAAGAGUCAGAGAGCUUGACGGAACCCCACUGUCAAACUCUUGAAUUUCAAACGUUGCAAUCAAGAUCAGGCAAAAAGUGCGCUCUUCAAAGUAUACCGAGCAAUCCGGAAAAUCUUUGGUUUCAUUAUCUGGGCUCAAAAGUUGUUGAUUUUAUGGACGACAUUCUAAUACCAGAGCUUGUUCUUCCUUUUCCUCUCAAAAAUUCUCGGAUAGGCCCGAGAUAUCAGUGGACCGGAUACGAAAAAGAGGUUGAAAAAGGAGAACCUCACAACGGUCCAAAGAACGAGAGAGGAGGCGACGAAACUUCAGAGCUUCUCUGGAAAUUUGAUUCUUCUAGGAUAGGUGAUAAGGAACUAAAUGAAUACACUCACAAAUGCCAAAAGACUUUUCCGCCGCAGCUAGAUGUUCUACCUCAAACGUCUAACUUCUUGGAUAUGAUAUUGAAGUUGCUUAUGAGUUGCAAUUACAACGCCAACGAAGCUUUUGCAUUAUGCCAAAAACUCUUAUCUAGGGAGACGCUUCAAGAGCCUACGUUCACAACAGAAGAAAUCAAAAAAUUCGAAGAAGGUGUUGCGGAAUAUGGCAGUGAACUUCACCCCGUUUGUAAGCAUGUGGGGACGCAGCCCAUGUCCAUGAUUGUUCGCUUUUACUAUUACUGGAAGAAAACCCCCAAUGGAAGACGAAUAUGGGGCAACUACAAGGGAAGGAGAAAAAACCAGAAACACGCUAACUCGGCCUCUGAACACGCAGUAAGUAGCUUUGGCAAGAAAUCUCGGAUAAGGAAGCCCUCAAAAACAUUACGGGAAGAUUUGUCAUCCUCUUCUAAGGAGUGGAAGCAUAUUGACGACUCCUCAUUUGACUCUGAAAAAAUAUCUAAUGUUAAAACGUGCUUCAAAUGCAUGUUUUGCGAAAUAGAUUAUUCACCACUUUGGUAUCGUGUUACCGGCGGCUGUGACGAUGAAAAUAUCAAAACUAGGAUGCUAACAGGCGUUGACGAGAAAACAUCAACGUCCCAUAAACUUCCACAUCAAUCCUUGAAGUCCAAAAAAUCAAAUGAGAAUCCAUCUUUAGAGGCUUUAUGUAUUCGUUGUGCUCGGCUUUGGCGAAGAUAUGCUGUGAAGUGGAUCAGCCCUUUGGAUGUCAUUAGAAGACUUAACGGAAAGUACGCCUCUAGCAUUCGCAACGCCCUUGACGAACUAUUGGCUGACCCUGCCGACACAACAAUCAAAGUCGCACCCAACCAGCUUAUGGAAAAGUGUGUUGAGUGGGAGCUGGCUCAAGACGCGGAGCUCAUUUUAAAACAGAGAUUCCACAUGCUUGACGAUACUGAGCGGUACCUGAAAAUGAAAAGAAACUGUAUUUCAAUGCACACCCAGCUCAACAAAGCUGUGAAAAAACUGGUUGAUAAAGACCCGCAGGCGGACUCUAAGAUGCAAGAUGAACUUAAGGAGUAUGUUCAGUCAAUUAUGCAGGAAGUUCGCAAGAAAGAGAAGAAAGCCAAAGCAGUUAAAAACAAGGUCAAGACAUCAAAAGCGAAAGAAAAUCAUAAAAUGAUACAAACUUCGGGCGAACAACGCAGCUUUAAAAACAAUCUGGACACUGCAGCCUUCAAAAGCUCGACGACAACAUUGAUAGAUUCCAAUGGUGAAAAAAAUGUUGAAGUGAAACAGGAGCGGGUUUUGACGAGUCUCAAUCACACUCUACCAGCAGGGGAUCACAAACUUCAGGUUUUCGUUGAAUCAGGAAAGAAAAAAAUAGGCGAAAUCACGGUUGAUUCAAAUUUCGAAAAUUUGAGACUUUCGGAAGAGCUUUACAACUAUCUACUUGAUCUUUCUUCAGAAAAUGCCAGCCUCCAAGAAAAAGAUUCUCGUACGUGCGACAUUGUCAACGUAGCCAAAGCAGAAUCGCAUAUUACAGAGGAGAGUAAGAAACAUUACGAUCCAACUUGCCUACAGAUAACAAAUGGUAGCAAUGUGCCCAUUCUUCCUGGUAAUGACUUCUCACGUGUUUUAGAAACUUAUCACUGUCAUAACCCUCUGCAUUACGAGUGGUCACAAGGCGCACUUCCCAAAGUCACUAACGAUUUCAUACAGAGUGUAAUUCGUGGUGUCCGUCCCAUUACACAAAACAAUAUUGGCAGAAAAGCGCGGAACCCUGCAAUUGCUGUAGAGGAACCAAAUUGCGAGGGAAGCUUAACUCCGCGCAAUUUUUGUUGUGUUUGCCUGGAAAAUUUCAGUCAUGAUUACAAUGAGGAAAUAACGUGUUCAAACUGUGGGCUCAACGCUCACUAUUUCUGCUAUGGCUUUAAACCUAGAGUGUGCCGCAAAAGUUCAAAAGACGAAAUCAAGCUAAAGAAUUUGCAGUGGCUUUGUGACACCUGCUCUAAUGAUUUGAAUCCAAUAUGCUCGACGAAUUAUCAGUGCUCUCUUUGUAACGCAAAGGAGUCUGACUACGACGGAGGAAAAAAAAGGCUAAGUCGUUCGAUACCUGAUGCUUUAAAAAUUACGUCAAAUAAUACAUGGUGCCAUGUAAGUUGUUCUUUGUUCAAUCCAGACCUGUCGUAUAACUCCUUAGCUCGGCUACAAAUUGCAGGAAACAUAAAGUCUACUCUUAUAAAGUGUGGUGGAAAAGCAUGUGUCAUAUGUGGUGUUAGCGGUGGCGGAAUUGUGAAUUGCGAGGAAUGUGAUUUUUCUUGCCACGUUACCUGUGCACAAGACUAUCAGAAGUGCUCCAUAUUGUUCAAAAAAUUGUAUGUGGAUGACGAUGCCCAGUUCUACAGUGUGAUAAAUGAUAAAGGACAAAAGUUCCAAAUCAAACCUAUUAUACUUUGUCCCAAACAUCAAUCAUAUACCAAAGAUACUACCGCACUCAAUUAUAGAAAUGAAAAAGGGACUUCUUUUCUGGAAAUCUACUGCAAUAAUAACAAAUGUUUUGAAGAGAUGAGGUCCGGGACAGUGAAGUUUAGGGCAAUGGACAACAGAGGAGGAAUGGCCCUUUCUCAGAAAUUUGGUUCUUUGUUUUUAGGCUCACAGACGUCCAAUCCCUUUGGCAAAGUUGCCUGUAAAAACUGUAACAAAACCAGCUCAAUUUUUUGGUACAACAAUGUCUGCCAUGCUUGUCAUCAUCACUUGUCAAAUUCGCGCUCCAACUUACUUUUAAAUGAAGCUAGUGUGGUAGAUGAAAAAGCGACAGUUAACACAGUUCUUACGGAUUACUUGCUUAAGGGCUUAGAAAGCACAAAGCCAAGUUUACCUCUCGGCAAAAAGGGAAUUAAACGCCAGAACGGCUCUACUGCUUUGAAGGGGAAAAAAAAAUUUAAAUCUGUAGAAGCUGAAACUCCGUCAUCUGGAAAACCUCCUCUGACAAUGCCAGUGGUGGUCCAAAAUCUUUCUGGUAAGAACAUGAGGGUGUAA
This is a messenger RNA of Lachancea thermotolerans CBS 6340, 4464 nucleotides long. RefSeq names its product DNA-binding E3 ubiquitin-protein ligase SNT2 (gene SNT2). Gene Ontology annotation, biological process: histone catabolic process. Gene Ontology annotation, cellular component: Lid2 complex. NCBI's taxonomy places the organism in Eukaryota, Fungi, Ascomycota, Saccharomycetes, Saccharomycetales, Saccharomycetaceae. Gene Ontology annotation, molecular function: chromatin binding; ubiquitin-protein transferase activity. The record is from RefSeq and is a predicted model, not a curated record. The coding region runs from base 1 to 4464 and encodes 1487 amino acids. The transcript has a single exon.